UAGACUUUUCCUAUUGGCCGUUGCGAUUCAUCUUCCGUCACCCGACAGCUCUUACAGCGGAUCGACGACAGUUUUCAGCUAGUCUGUAUAUCGGUCUCUCUGGUGACUGCACCUAAACCCAAACUUAUUACAACGGAAUAUUUUUGCAGUAUUAAGGCACCUGAGGUGUCAGGAUGGUGUUGACCUUAGUGAUGACUACUGGGUGGACUUCCUGGGAAGCACACAAACCUCCCACACAACACCACAAAACAAUACAUCGCAGUCCUCAACCUCCAAUCUGCCAACCUUCCACAUCUGCCUUUCCAGUUCCAGAUGAAAGAACGGCACCUCUGGAUCAACAUCCAAGUUUACCUGCACAAACUGCUGAAGAGAUAGUCACUGUCAUUUACCAGGGAGUUGACAGCCCUCUGUGUCAUCCACUGAAGGAGGAACAUGAAAUAAAGGAGGAAUACGAAAUAAAGGCGGAACACACAGGAAAUCUAUUUGACCAAUGUCCUGAAAAUAAGCAGAUUGUGUGCAAGAUCUGUCAAAACCAGUUUAAGAAUUUGCUAAUACACUUGAAGAAAUCUAAAGCAUGCCAAACUCAUUACGACAUGGAUUCUUUACAAAAACAAGCAAAGGUGAAACGAAAAUCAAAACAUACUGAAGCUCAGGCUUCUUACAGACGAAGGCAAUUACUGGAAGAUCCAAUCACAUUUAGACAAAAACACGCUUUGGAGCAGGCCGCUUCCAGACUAAGAAACAUGGAAAAAGAUCCCAUUGGAACUAGAGCUAAACAUGCCAGAGUGCAGGCAGCUACCAGACAAAAACAUCUGGAAAAAGAUCCCAUUGGAUUUAGAGCCAAACAUGCCAGAGUGCAGGCAGCUACCAGACAAAAACAUCUGGAAAAAGAUCCCAUUGGAUUUAGAGCCAAACAUGCCAGAGUGCAGGCAGCUACCAGACAAAAACAUCUGGAAAAAGAUCCCAUUGGAUUUAGAGCCAAACAUGCCAGAGUGCAGGCAGCUACCAGACAAAAAAUUCUAGAAAAAGAUCCCAUUGGAACAAGCGCAAAUCAUGCUACAGUGCAGGAAGCUACCGAACAAACAAAUACUAGGCUCCAGGAGAGCCAGAACAAACCAACAGAGGCUUUUAAGACUGAACAAGAGGAGGUACCGUGCAACCUCCUCACUGACCUGCUUUGCAAUGAUGAAAAUGACCCGACCCAGUUCACCUUCUCCUGUGAGGUUGGUGAAGGCCACUCAUCGAAUGGAGAUGGAGCCAGGUCUCCAGAAAGAAACUCUUUCCCUGACUCAUCUAAACAGCACCCAUCAUUCAUCUGCACUGCCCCCAAAUUCGACCUCAGUCCUCUUGAGAACACAACAACAGUUUUUCUGACAGGAGCAGACUACCCAGGUGAAGAAGGAUCAGUCCAGGUGCCAAUAACAGUGGAGGUAAAGACAGAAGCAGAUGAACAAACACCAAAUACAGCUAGUCCCACCAGUAGCCUCUUGAACAUGCCUUCCCCAAGUCCUGAGUGGUUCACCAUUGAGGACAGCGAUUUGAAGCCCCCAGUUGAUGCAGCUCUGCAAAGGGCAGCAGAGCAACAGAACCUGAACAGACUCCAGGAGAACAAGAACAAACCAACAGAGGCUGUAAAGACUGAACAAGUGGAGGCACCGUGCAGUACUUACAGCCUCCUCCUCAGCCCUCUUCCACAAGCUGCACCAGCAACAUUAGUAGUAGUACCCAGUAGUAGUAUUCAGCUAGGGUGCCCAGUGUUUGGAACAACACCAGGCAACCCAGUUCUCUUUAAGUGGUAAAGACUCCCAUAGUGGGGCCCACAGCACAGCCUGCACACAGUGAGUGAAACUGUUAACUGGGAGCUGGAACUAGACUUAGUUUUUAUAUAUCUGGGGAGGAGAGAGACCAGACAUUCCCCUAGGCUCUAUACAGGAGAAUGUAUCUUCAUCACCAGGCCUUUUUUGUUUUGUUUUUUUUGUUUGUUUGUCUUCUCACUUUGUUAUUCUCUGUACAUGUCAGUGGAGUUUUUUGGUACAGGUUCAUGCGCAUUUAUACCUCAAUUUACACAGGUCAUGUCAGGUUUGGGUCAUAUGACUAAUAUGUUAUUAAUACUAAGUAUUAAAGUGAAGGUAUCAUAUAGUAAGGUUUAUAUUGGGUUUUAGAUGCAAACUGAUACAGAAUGAACAAUAUAUUGAUGCAUGUAAAUAUUUAAAUGGGCCUUUCUUGUAUAUAUUGGCAUGAGCUUUAUCCCCGACUGUUUUGUUCCUAUACAGCCAAAUGCAUUCAAAAAUGUUCAAGUUCAUGUGAAUGAUGACUGACCGUUAGCAGUAUGAUUGGCUGCGGUGCCUUACACCUAAAACUGAGGGAUGAUGUCCCUUUUUGUUUUUAUAUAAAAACUUCUCAAUAGUAGUGCAAUAUAUUCCUUAACCUUUAAACAUGUGUUUUUCAUAAGUACUACUUUUCAGUCUUUUGUUGCAUACAAAAACUUUUAUUACCUUCACCAAGGAGUUUAUGUUUUCCCCUGUGUCUGUCUUUCUGUUUGGUUUGUUUGUUUGUUUGUUUGCACUUAGUGGAGGGUUGAUGCAUGGGCCAAGGAAGAACCCAUUAAAUUCUGAUACAGAUCCGGUUAAAGGACCAGAUUCAGGAAUUUUUUUUAUAACUUUAUGAAAGGUACGACAUUUUCCCCCAUUUCCAUCCAUUCCUCAGGUAAUAUAUGGAUCUUGAUGUAAAAAAAAAGAUCGGACAUAUUUAUGGUGUUGACAUCUGAAUUUGUACUAUUUGGUUCAGAUCCAGAUAAUAAUCCGGAUCUGGUGGAAAUAAAAAAUGCUGAAUCUGUAUUACAGAGUUGUACUUAUUAAUACUAAGUAACAUUGCAUACGGCACCUGCAGCAUUUAGGAAUGAAUCAGUAUUUAAUUUAACAUACAACUAAAUAAUAAUAAAAUAAUAAAUAAUAAUAAUAAAAGUUCACAAUAACAAUAGCGGUGGCAACAUAGUACUGAGACAAUUCAUACAAGAUGUAGAGCUGUAUGAAUUUUAGAAGGCUGACGUCAUUAUUUCAUGGCUUAUGGAAGCACUUUAAUAAAACAAUUAUUGUUAAUGUUAUUAGUAACGCCUACACUUUUCCUGCUAUGACUAAGGAUUUCUCAGUAUUUGAAUCUGAUCAGUCAUUGUUAUGUGAUUGUUAGGCCACUAUCUGAUCAAACUAGAACAAACCAGAUCCACAUGGUCCUGAUGAAGCAUAUUAGCUGAGUUUUUGAGAGUUGAACAUCAUUUUUUGUUUUUCCAAACUUUAACCUGAUUAUUGGCUCGGCCAACCACAGCCCAGCGCUACAUCCGAUAAUGUCUGCGACCAACUGGUGAUGAAGUUACACCACUGGUCAUCCGGCCAAAUGUUGGCCUUUUCUUAUUGGCCAUUGCUCAUUCAAAAUGAUUUGGCACAAACAGUUUCUAUUACAUCAUCGUGGAGCAUUUACAGUGUAUCCAUAACAGUUUUCAAGUACUUUCUCAGGGGGUGAUUCCUCUCAUCACUGUACCUAACCCCAAAUAUGUCACAACGGUACACCUGGCCUUCAACAGUUAAAACAUACAUUACUGCUAUUUCAUCCUGGCACGAGGGCUUCAGUGACAGAUCAGUGUUUAGCCACCCUCUGAUGAAACAUUUCCUAAAAUGACGCACGGAGACACAAGCCAGUGUCAUGCUCCCUCACCACUUACUGGGAUCUAGCACUGGUUUCACACGAGCCAGUUAAAGCCUCCUUUGAACCUCUGGAUCUGGUUUCGCUUAACUUGUGUAAUUUAUGGUUAUGUUACUUAAAAUGGCCCUGCUUGUAGUGUAUUGUGGAACCCCUGCUGAAUAAACUCAGUCUGCUGCAUAAAUCUAAAGGUGC
Seriola dumerili (greater amberjack) is the source of this 3888-nucleotide messenger RNA. RefSeq lists its product as uncharacterized. The record is from RefSeq and is a predicted model, not a curated record. Lineage: Eukaryota; Metazoa; Chordata; Actinopteri; Carangiformes; Carangidae. The coding region runs from base 174 to 1799 and encodes 541 amino acids. The transcript is spliced from 4 exons.